AUGUCAUGGAAAGGGCAUUUUGACCAAGGCGUUAAGGCGUUCCGAUCCUCCAACUUGGAAGACGCACUAGAUCACUUCACAAAGGCUAUUGAAGCGGGAGGAAAUCAUUAUAAUCUCUACGACUCCCGCGCAGCGGUCUUGGAGAAGCUAGGCCGGACGAAAGACGCGCUUAGGGAUGCCAAGGCUACAAUCGAUGCAGGCCCGUCUCAAUGGCAGGGUUACGCGCGGUCGUCGAGACUUUUCUUCAAACUGCAGAAGUAUACGCCUGCUGUGACUAUGGCUGAUUUGGCUCUCGAGAGGCUAAAAGAAGGGGAUCAAAAACGUGCGGAAGACUUGCGUCUCAUCAAAGGGAAUGCUGGAGCUGCUCAGGCUGCUCUUGCUCGGGAGAAAAAGAAACAACAUGCAGCAACUUUCUACCAUUUUGGUAAACUUCCGGUGGAGAUCAUCGGCACUAUAUUCUCCUUAUCUGUCGAGGAGGACUCUGCCCGUGUCAUUGUCUUGUCACAUGUCUGCCAGCAUUGGCGAGACAUCUCGCUGAAGACUCCGACUCUCUGGAGUACCUUGGUCCUCUCGCGCAAGCGUCCUGGCAAGAAGGCAAUGCUGUGGGAUGCCCGCUCAGCUGGAAUGGUCAAGGACUUGAGCAUAAGAAAGGAUUUCAGUGACACCGACCUAGCGCCAAACUUACCGCGCUGGAGUUUCCUACGGAGUUUCCGGACCUCAUCGUCACUGUUGGGCUUCCACCAUAUAUUGCAUCCACUCAAUGCCCGCGAGCAGGAACACUUGCUCCGGAACAUACAGGAGAUAGCCUGUGAAGCUGGAGACCCAAGCAGUCUUUCCAGUCACCCAAUGCCAGCACUACGGCGUCUGGAAGUCCGUUCGAUCUCCUUCGAUUGGAAUGCAUUCUCUGUCCAAGUAUCCUCCCUCCGUGAAUUAAUUGCGUAUGAUUGUCCUUUAUUUAUGGACGGGGUGCUGUCCUGUUUACGGGCCAAUCCCAUGCUCGAGACUCUAUCGUUUGCCGGAGGCUUGACCGAACAUAUGCUCAUGGGUAUCAGACAAGACGACGAUGUCAUCCCCUUGGCCUUACCACAUCUCCGAUCCCUGGAACUGGCCCAUUGUAGUGUCUGGUCAGACUUCCUAAUCUCUAUGAUAUCACUCCCUUGUCUCGAGACUUUGACACUCACCGCACUGCGUGGUCGUCAAGAUCCCAGUCUACAGAAACUUAUACAUGAUGGCGUGCAACAUCUUACGGAGUUCAGGAUGCAGAAAUGCAGUGUAUCUCCAUCUACUAUUCUCAAACUUCUCCGUGCUGCCGAUGCGCUCGAGACACUCGAGGUGUCUCAUAUAGGAGGGGAUGCUACCGCUCGCAUGGGUGGAGACAUAAACGAUAUUGUCGAAGCCCUUGCUGCCCAACCUCCGGCUGGGUCGACGCCACUAUGCCCUUCAUUACAGCACCUAAAUGUUUCACACUGUCCCGCUAUCAAGACAGGGCCACUUGUCCGCCUUGUCAAGUCACGUUUGACAGAUGGACAGAGCGCUACGACGGCGGUUGACUCGGAGCAGGUCGAGAAUUCUGUCCGACGUGUCAAGCCGCUGCAAUCUCUGGUAAUGGAUGGAUGUCCACUAAUCGAGGCGGAAGCAUUACCCUGGCUCAGAAGCAAAGUACCUCUUGUGAGUUGUGUCUAUAUGACGAAGAAGGCCGCGCAAUACAAGCGAUGA
Molecule: messenger RNA, 1716 nt
Organism: Gloeophyllum trabeum ATCC 11539
Lineage: Eukaryota; Fungi; Basidiomycota; Agaricomycetes; Gloeophyllales; Gloeophyllaceae
Exons: 2
Coding region: 1-1716 (571 amino acids)
Molecular function (GO): Hsp90 protein binding
Source: RefSeq, a predicted model, not a curated record